AUGUUGAGUCUUCUCUUUGGUCAAGGCAGGCAGGUAGAUGCUGUAUCCGAUGAGGGGGAUGACAAGGAAAAUGAUGGCUUGUUGAGGCAGCGGACAGAGGAGGCCUUUAGGGUCCUCAGUAGCUUCAUAUUGGGAGCUCGAGAGCUCGGAACAACCAUGGACAGCAUCCCCGCCUCCACUGUAGAGAUCAUCUUCACCUCCCUCAGCGACUUCAGUGGUACCAUCAGGCAAUACCCUCCAGCAACACACACGCUGCGGCAGGCCAUCGCUAGGGCGGACGAUGGUGGGGCUCUGUCGCUGCUAUGGUAUAGACUCAUGCCUGCCCUCCUAGAGACCCUCCAUGCUGCUAUCCGGCGAUGCAUCGAGGCCCUAGAUGGGGUAUGGAAGGUAGAGGGCUUGGCAGAGAUGGAGGUCCUAGAUAGGAUUGGUGGCUUCGCGACACUUCUCGUCGUCCUUGUGUGUUCGAGACCAGAGAGGAUGGCCCCCGGCAUGGUCAGCCAGGCUCUGAUGGCGAUCCUGAAUGUGAUGACUAGUGAGGGGCUGGUGGAACUUUCUGGAGAGGACCCUAAGUAG
Messenger RNA from Perkinsus marinus ATCC 50983, 573 nucleotides. RefSeq lists its product as hypothetical. The transcript is spliced from 3 exons. The coding region runs from base 1 to 573 and encodes 190 amino acids. Lineage: Eukaryota; Perkinsozoa; Perkinsida; Perkinsidae. The record is from RefSeq and is a predicted model, not a curated record.